GUCUGGUUAUGUGCUUACCGGAGAUGCAAAAUAAAAUCUGUUAAACUUAGAAAUUCAGACAUCAGUGAGCCCCCCAUGGACAGUGAGAUGAUUUCUCAAGAAACAAAGGACGUGGAGUGAUGCAAUGGCGCUCGGGCACGGCUCUAAAAAGUCAAUUUCAUGUGACCAGGGGGUCACUCCUGCUUCUCUGAACAAUGGGAUAGAAGCUGGUGGAAAAGCUGUGGCUACACCCACCAGGAAGACUCGUUCCUGCAAGUGUAUUCUGGCCUUCCUCAUCAUCCUCCUCCUAGCCGCAGGAGUCGCAUUGGCCUGGUACUUCCUGGAAUACAGGGUUUGGGUGUUGGAGGUUCGUGUCCAGCAGCAGUACACGGCCUACCUGUCUAUCCUCAACAGGAACUUCUCUGCUGAUCUGUCCUCUCACAACAGCCCCGCAUUCAAGAAAGAGGCCAAGGGAGUACAGAACUUGGUUGAAAACAUAAUGAAAGGUUCGAGUCUUUCUCGAUACUUCAACUACACCACCGUGUUUGCCUUUGGGGAGGGGAGUGUUGUGGCUCACUUCUGGAUAGUGAUGUCCGUUCCAGGCAGCCAUGCUGAAAAGGUCACGCUGGAGACGGUCACCGGGAGCCUACAGAAAGGCCUGAAGUGGUACAGAGGGUCAUAUGAGGAGGAGAUCGCCUGCUUCAGUGGAUAUCUCCUCCACCUCCCCUCUCUGAUUGUCAGUGAAACCGACUCCAAAGUUUUAGAGCUUUUGAAAGCCUCAUUUGACUGUUACCGCUACCAGAAGGUGGUGUCCAGCAGCCCUGUGGCUCUCCGUGGCCCUGACACACAGCGAUCCUCCUGCAUGUGGCACCUCCAGGCCGCCCCUGGUUCCCAGUUGGAGCUCCACAUGGAAUGGCUGCUGUCUGAGUGUCGAGACAGGCUGGUGGUGUAUAAUUCCUUGACCCCCUCCGAUACUCAUCUCAUCACAUCUGUGUAUGGCUGCAGCAGACAUGAGAGUGUGGUGCGUGUCCUGUCUUCAGGCGAGUGGAUGACAGUGGUUUGGAAACAGGGUUUAUACAACUACAAGGACCCCUUCUCUCUGUCUGCACAGGCCUGGAACCGCCAGGAGUGUAACUCAACUAUAGAGCUGCAGGCAGUAUCGGGGGUCCAGGGGACACUCAGGACACCUUUCUUCCCCAGCUACUACCCCCCUGACACUAAUUGUACCUGGACCUUUACUAUGCCCAGUGUGGGGAUGGGCUUGUCUCUGGAAUUUGAGGGAUACGAGCUCAGCAGAGCCAGCUACAACCAGGACUGUACCCAGGGACAGUGGAUCAUCCAGAACCGCAGACUGUGUGGUACCAGGGGCCUGCAGCCAUACAAUGAACGCCUUUUGCUGCUCUCCAUGACAGCCACUGUUGUCAUGACAUCAGAGGUGUCACUCACAGGGCCCGGCCUUCAGCUGCACUACAGAGUCUUCAACAUAUCAGAUCCUUGCCCAGGCCAGUUUCUGUGCACUAUUAAUGGCCUAUGUGUUCCUGUCUGCGAUGGAAUCAAGGACUGUCCCAACGGACUUGACGAGAGAAACUGUGUGUGUGUGGCACAGUUCCAGUGUCCAGAGGACAGUCAGUGUGUGGACUACUACAAGGUGUGUGACCAACACCCAGACUGCCCUGAAGCAACGGACGAGAUGAACUGUACUGAUGGUGUGCAGUGUACAGAUAUGACCUACGUGUGUGCUGAUGGCACUUGUCUGAAGAAGCCAAAUCCAGAGUGUGACUUUGUCACUGACUGCCCCGAUGCCUCAGAUGAAAAACAGUGUGACUGUGGCCUGAGGCAGUUCUCCAGCCGUAUUGUCGGGGGGACCAACGCCACAGUGGGGGAGUGGCCAUGGCAGGCCAGCCUUCAGGUGCGUGGCACCCACAUCUGCGGGGGCGCACUAAUCUCCAGCCAGUGGGUGGUGUCCGCUGCCCACUGUUUCUAUGACGAUCGUCUUUACUCCCCCUCGAUGUGGACGGUCUACCUGGGUAAACUCCUGCUGAACCGCAGCAGCCCAACUGAAGAAGUGGCGCGAGUUCAGCGGAUCCACCUCCAUCAAUACUAUGACGACGAUACCCACGACUAUGACCUGGCCCUGUUGAAGCUGGACCGGCCUGCCUCCAUGCUGCUGGCUGGACAUGCUCGACCCGCAUGCCUGCCUCCGCCCACCCACCAGCUGGAGCCAGACCUGCUCUGCUGGGUCACCGGGUGGGGGGCUCUCCGCGAGGGAGGUAGUGCCAGUAAUGUGCUUCAGAAGGUAGAUGUUCGUCUGGUAAGCGAGGAAGCUUGUGUUCGUUCCUACGGCCACCUGGUCACUCCCAGAAUGCUUUGUGCUGGUUACCGCAGUGGAGACAAAGAUGCCUGUCAGGGAGACUCUGGUGGUCCCCUAGUUUGCCAGGAGCCGUCGGGUCGCUGGUUCCUGGCCGGGGUGGUGAGCUGGGGCAAAGGCUGCGGUCGUCCAGACUACUAUGGCGUCUACACUCGCAUCACCAGGCUCACUGACUGGAUCAAGCAGGUCAUCAGCAGCCCCUGAGAUGUUGGGAAUCUUCAUCAUCUUUACAUCAAUACCCCCAUAACCUGAAGCUGGGUGCCCAUGAAAUCAUUAUCCACAUGAGGAUUAAAAGCGCUUGCAGAUGACUUGAGAUUGCUUCUCAGCUAGAAAGCAAGAUGGUAAAGCAUAAAAGGCUUUAUUCCAAAGUCAUAAAGUAAUAAAGCUAAUAAUAAUCAACCUUAUUUAUGUGGCACCUUACAGAAUUGAUAUUAUAAAGUGUUUAUGCAGUAAAAAGAAACAUGCCAAAAUAAUGAUGGAAUGGUAAUCGAGGACUCAAAUAAAUUUUUUUAGAAGUGAAUAAGAAAAGAUCAAUUUUCAGAAGUGAUUGAAAUGUAAUGAUAUAAAUGAUGAUAAUGCACAAUGAAAGAAAUUUGACUUACUUUGUAAAAGCUCAUGUAAUCCCUGGUUUGAUUAUUCACUCUUUUACAGAGCAAAUCUUCUACAUUUUAAAGACAUUGAACUUUAAGAAUUUUCCCAUAAUAAAGUAUCCUUCUGUUUCGUAAUCAAGUCUGCAAUAUACUGUGUUUGCAUGUUUGA
This is a messenger RNA of Morone saxatilis (striped sea-bass), 3106 nucleotides long. RefSeq names its product transmembrane protease serine 6. Lineage: Eukaryota; Metazoa; Chordata; Actinopteri; Moronidae. Gene Ontology annotation, molecular function: serine-type endopeptidase activity; protein binding. The coding region runs from base 125 to 2551 and encodes 808 amino acids. The transcript is spliced from 18 exons. The record is from RefSeq and is a predicted model, not a curated record. Gene Ontology annotation, biological process: proteolysis.